AUGGCUUUCGCUGAUAAAAGCACAUUUAUACCUGUUGAAGCACUUGAAGCUUUCGGAAAUCAUCCAGCAGAGCUACAAAUUGAUAUCGACGACUAUUUCAUGGGCACACAAACAAACAGUGAAACGAGACGUGCUCAAGAAUCCACAGAGCAAAUGGAACUGUCAAAAGCUUCUUUAGAAGAAACUUUUAAAGAAAAGAAGAUCACUUAUAAGAAACCGAAAAUUUACCAACGAGUUUACGCUCACAAAGAAAGUAAUCAACUUUGA
Messenger RNA from Dracunculus medinensis (Guinea worm), 267 nucleotides. NCBI's taxonomy places the organism in Eukaryota, Metazoa, Nematoda, Chromadorea, Rhabditida, Dracunculidae. The record is from the annotation of a GenBank genome assembly.